AUGUCUGAAAAAUUAAAGGAUUUUCAAGUUUUAGAUGUCUUCUGCGGCGGUACGUUCUAUAAAGUGAGACACAAGGUCACCAACAACAUUUUCGCGUGGAAGGCGUACGACUGUUCCGCGUUCAGUGAUGAACAAAUACAAAACGUAGUAAACGAAGUUAAAAUUAUAAGCCAAGUGUUAUCCGCUAACCUCAUACGAUAUUACGAUACCAUACUGCAUUCUCCAUCCAAGACGUUGUACUUUGUCCUUGAAUAUAAUUCGUGGCGUAAUGUUCAAGAAUUGAUCGAGGAAUGCAAGGCCACAGACAAGCACAUAGAGGAAAGCUUUAUUUGGCGUCUCCUGCACGAGUUGGCUCGAGUUUAUAAAUCGGUAGAAGAGGUGAACACUGUUGUGUUGCAGAAAUGCCUAACGCCAGAAUCAGUCUUUGUGAGCGAAAAUGGAGAACUUCGCAUCAACUGUUUCAAUUUGACCGCUACAGGCUCUACUUCAGACGUGAUGCGCCAAGUUGGCGAUUUAAUUCACACAAUAUGCUACACUCCUAACGCCUGUGACAAGAUAAAGGAAUUUCAUUAUAGUGACGAUCUUAGGGACGUCAUAAGCUUCCUCAUAGAAGACAGGGACUCCAUUCUACGACCUGAUGUUGUGCUAUAUCAUCCCACAGUGCUGGCCAAUUUAGGAACUCUGCCUAAUCCCACACAAAUGGGUCAGAUAUUGGUGUCAAAAGAAUUUCCACAAGUAUCCUCUGAAGUAAACAAAUGUGACUCUGAAAAAGCCAUAGAGUUAGGCAGGGCUGUAGAGCCUUUACCUAGGACUGUGUUCAAUGUAACAGAUAGUCCGAUUUAUUCUAACAUCAACAUCAAACAUAACUUUGGCUCCGAAAUUCAGGAAACACAUAUUGAUAGGAAUUCUCUUUCACCUAAUCUUGCUGCAUUGGCUUUGGAGCUCCCUGGAUAUGUCCCUCGCAUUAGAAAACCAUUUACUUCAGCUAUCACAGCCUACAACUGCCCACAGAAAAUAUCGGAAGAGACACUGAGUCAGCAAUGGAUGUCACGUCUGAUGGCUCUGCGUGAGCGUGAGGAGUCACUUAAUAAGAGAGAAAAAGACAUCAUAGCCAAAGAAAUUAUCAACAGUCCAAGCACUCAGAUAAUACCACUGAAUAACUCAAAUGAACUUCUGUUUGAAGAUAACAGUAAUGGCAUAACUCUGCCUCCACUGAUAACACACUUCAAAGAUAACAGUAGGGAUAUUGGACCUCGCCAGCGACGCCGACGGGCAUCAUCAGUGCGUUCAAGAGGGCGCAGGAAGAGCUAUGGGUAUGAAGACCUUGAUAGCUCACUGUCUGCUGAUACAGGAGAUAACAGCAUGAUUGUGACCAGUACAAAGUUCACUAAAGAUAAUAUGCCCCGACGCAACAUCUUUCCAGAUGUAUCUAACAAGCAUGUUCACUUUACAUCUAAUCCAUUUGUGGAGAGUGAUGAGAGUGUUACUCUGACUUAUUAUGAGCUGGAGAAUGCUGACAAAUCUUAUGGCAACAGUAAAGUAACAACAGACAUUACAAAGUUCAAGUAUUUGGAUCCAAUAAAAUUAAGCACAGAAAAGAGAGCUUCCAAGAACUGUAGUCACUCUUCUCCUUUGAAGCAGGCAAAAGUGACCAAGAACAUGUUAAGCAAUAACAUGCAUGUCACUAACAGCAUUAAAAAAACACCAUCCAAGACUAGUUUAAGUUCAAUGUGCUCUACCUCUUCAAGAUUCUCUACAGUACACAAUCAGUGGAGUGUUGAUUCUAUGAGUGUGAGUUGUGUAUCAGAUAAGUAUAGGAACUCAAAUCAAUACCCACAAACUCCAACAACACAACCUGAUUUGAAGAAGUCUAAAACUCGUAAGUCAUUACUGAACUUCAAAACUCCGUUUAAAUUUAGAACUACAACUAAAAUUUAGUUGGUAAUAUAAUUGAUAUUUUAUGGUGAAGGUGAUUACAACAUUUAAUUAUAGACAUCAUAAGUAGUUGGCAAUUAUUUGUAAUAGUAUAUAUUAAGUACUACAUCAUUGGAGCAUUAUAAUUUUGAUCUCUAAAUUAUGUAUGAAUAAAUUAGAUUUUUAAAUGUCUUUUAGCUUUUAAAUUUGGUUGUGGUUAUAGUUCAUAAGCAAUAUUAAUAAUUUAGUAAUGUUUCAGUGCUUUUCUUGGUAUGAUAUACCAUAUUAAGAUAGAAUAUUUGUAUAUUUCUUAAAACGGACACAAACCCACCCUAAUCUUAGAUUUAUAAGAGAGUUAUUGUUUAAACAAUACAUAUAAGUUUAUAUAAGGAUUAAAUAGAGUUGUUAGUAAUUAAGGAACAUUAUCACAUAGGAUAUUUGCAUAAGUAAAUGAAAGAUAUGAUUAUAAAACUAUAAUAAUAAAUUUGUAAAGCGUAAGGCCUAAUCAAAGCAUAGUAAUAUGAACUUGGGAACAUAAUAUUCAACCUAGGCUGGCCAUAUUAUUAUUGUGUAAGUUUUUAGUCUUUUGUCUUCCAUUUAAAUUUGUGAUUUAAAAAUGACUUGUGUUGCCAUAUAUAUUUUAAAACUCUAUGAGAAAUAAUUAUAUACAGUAGGAGAGUUUAAUAUAGGAAUA
Bombyx mandarina (wild silkworm) is the source of this 2608-nucleotide messenger RNA. RefSeq lists its product as uncharacterized. Gene Ontology annotation, biological process: protein phosphorylation. The record is from RefSeq and is a predicted model, not a curated record. Gene Ontology annotation, molecular function: protein serine/threonine kinase activity; ATP binding. Lineage: Eukaryota; Metazoa; Arthropoda; Insecta; Lepidoptera; Bombycidae.